Molecule: messenger RNA, 2984 nt
Organism: Truncatella angustata
Lineage: Eukaryota; Fungi; Ascomycota; Sordariomycetes; Amphisphaeriales; Sporocadaceae
Exons: 3
Coding region: 492-2486 (664 amino acids)
Source: RefSeq, a predicted model, not a curated record
ACAGCACUUGAUAGGUGGUUACGCUGACAUUAUGGAGCCGAUGAAAUUGAAAAGCUCCGGAAAUUAUGGUCAUGUUUGUUACAAUUUUCCGUCCCAUGCAAUACCCCUGACUUCUCCACGUUUCUCUGUUGUGAAACACUAGACCAGCCCUUUGACUUGAGUACAACCUCCUGGCGGCCGUGGUCCUGGUACCAAACACUCUAAUUCUAAUUUGACCACCCAUGCAUCACGAGAAAUAAGCUCAUCAUGAAUCCAGAUCACUAUAAACCAGACCCAGGCUGGCAGCCUAGUGUUCUAGACCUACUAGGGCGCUACUCGCCAAAGGCAUAUCCGGAUCCCGCACCACUGUCUUAUAAAUAAAUUUAACCAUAAGGUGUCGCUGACAUGUAGAUCUUUCGCUUUUGGAUAAUCAUCCGUCUUUCUUUUCGCUCUUCAUUCUCAUUCGUCAUAUUCUUGUGCGGGUCAUAAGAUCCGACGUCCUUUCCUUCAACAUGAACUUCCGUUCGCUUACCGCACUGUCGUGCGCAUUCGCAACCACGCUCGCCCAGGGCCUUAGUGAGAGCUCCCUCACCAAAUAUGAGAAUUCUUUGACUCUGGAUCACUCUUUCGGACCCGUCAAGGAGGCUUACUGGACUGGCUUCCCCCACCAUCGCCGCACUCCCUUCGCCGUUUCUCCCGAUGGCAAGUCGGCAUACUUGGCAUACCUCGAUUCGAGUGAGACCGAUGUCCAUGUUCAACAAGUUGACCCCUCAACGUUCAUCGCCGUCGGAACUACCGUUACCGUCACUGGUGGAAAGGAGGCAGGAGGUCUCGUUGCCCAUGAUGAUGGAUUUGCUCUGUUGACCAACGAGGCUCUGCCUUCCGGCACGGCAAACGCCCCCGCCGACAGCACUCCUGUUCCCGUCCUAUAUCGCUACACCAGCGGAGAACAAACAUGGAAGACAUUCCUUGGUGGUCCUGGCGUCGAUGCUGACUUCGGUCUCGCCGCCUCCCCUGACUUGAACGGUGACUUAGUCUACUCGGAAGCUGCUGGCAUGUAUGGUGCUUACUUCGUUGUUACUGACUAUACUGGCGAUGCUUCAGGCCAUUAUGGCGACAGUAUCAAAUACAUCAAGGACGACGGCACGCUGACAACUAUCUCCGGGGCAUCAAGCUCUUGGGGCUGCUCCCACAACACCGGUAUUGCGUUCGAAGCCGCCGAUGCUGCGCCCUUUGCUAGCGUCUGCGCUGAAGACCAAGGUGAUAUCUGGCUUAACACUGCUACACAGAGCAUGAGUGGUGUGAAGGUCUCCAAUGAGAACACCACCAAUGGCGCGAGUGGAGAGUCCUUUGGCGGUAUGAGCGGCUCUUACAGUGGAUUGGCUCGACUCAUCGACAGUGAUGCUUAUGUCCUUGCUUGGGUCUCGCGUGGUGCUAUUGACAUCACUGAGAACACCUGGUUGGGUGGCGGCAACACUCAGUGCUCAAACCGUACCAACGGCCGCAACGUCGCCAUCGCUCAAUUCAGUGACAAGAACACUCUCGUUGGUGAUGUGGCCACAUCCACCAUUGGCGCCACCGAUGGUGACUCGCAGAUCAACUGGAUCACUUCGGGUACUUCCGACUGUUCCAACGCCCACGUUGCUGCUUUCGACAGCAAGAGCGCCCUCGUUACUUGGGAGGAGAUUGAGAACCCCGACUGUCAGUUCAUCGCCAUGGGCUGCAAGGGCACUUUUACCGGCUCUCGCUUCCAGCUCGUUACCGACGGUGCCAAGGUUGGUGAGCCUCUCGUCGAGACUGAUACCUACGUCGCUGGUGACAUGGUCACUCUGUCCGACGGCAGAAUCUGCUGGCCCUAUGUCUCCAUGACAUGGGAUCUCUCCGAGGCAGUUGCGUACGGAGGCUCGUCCGCCAGCACCACCUCUAUGUCUUUUGCUUGCGCAAGUAUCGGUGCCUCCAGUGGCAACACCACUUCCUCAGCAACCUCCAGCGCUGCUGUUGCUUCCUCGACUGUAGCCACAGAGGCUGUUACCAGCCCUUCGGCUGUUGCCUCUACCCUCAUCACCUCAAUCCGAUCGUCUUCGGCCACCGCCGCCGCUACUACUGAGGCCGAAGCUGAGGUUACGGUUCCAGUCACCGCUACGGUCGUCCCUGUUGAAUCCAGCUUCCAGGUCUCUAGCACCACCGCCGCUUCCGAGACUGAGGUCGUUGUUGCUCCUGUCGAGUCUGCCACCGAGGUGGUAUCCAGCGCCUCGGUACCAGUCCAGACGGCGAGUGACGCAGCCCCGACUGCUUCGGCACCCGUAAAGUCUGCAACUGAGGUCGUCCCCAGUGCAUACCCAUCCAACGCUUCCAGUGGCUUCUCCUUCCCCACCGGAUCUCGAUCUUCACACUCCCAGGGCGCAUGGCCCAGUGCUAGUGCAUACCCAGGAUUCGGUGGACACCGUGGUGGAUCCGGAAACCAAGGCCAAAAGAGCUCGUGCGGUUCGCAGAAGCGUCAGGCUUAGACGACUCUACUGUGUCCGUCGAGGCAAAACAUCACUGGCUCAUAGGUGCCAUUAGAUUCUUGUACAUACUUUCGAUAUCUGAAGUGUAUUUCUUCUGUUCGAGCUUUCAAUAUGCAAAAUUGAGCACGCGGUUUCAUUGCUAAUGAUCUAUGAGUUACAAAUGAGCAUCGGAGCGUGAGCCGUGCCCAAGUGAAUAUCGCCAGUUAAGCUCGUCUGACAAUGUCCUGUUGGUUUCCUUUAUUCACUUAGGCAAACCAACUCGUUAGAGUAUAUCUUGUGCUCUGCAUCACUCAGUUCUAUGACUAUCAAUUGUAUGGCCAGUAGCGGAUCUAAUUCUAAAGGAGACAUGCGUUUGAUCGUAGUCUAAAUGUGUUGGGAAAGAAAACCACGGAGAACCACGAUAUGAAGCAGGAACUAUUUGAUGUUAAAGAUAAAUUUGUCUACAAAGAACAAUGCAAUACUUUAGGCAUGGUCCUAGUAAAUCUACCAUGUGGCAAG